AUGGAUCUUAAUCUAAGUGAUAUUAUUUAUAUUGAUUCUUGUGAGACACUAGAUGAGGAAGAUUCAACUGAAGGUUUCGCUCAUAGGGAAAUUAAAGAUGCAACUGUUUCAAUACCAGAAAAUCCAUUACAUGAUAAUUUGAAUUCACCUGAUGCCAUUCAAAAUCCAUCUAAAGAUAUUAAUUUGGAUUCAGCUACAUCAACAAAUCUUCUUGAUAAAAAGUCGUUAAGUAUUUUUCAGUUAGUUAUCAUUAUUAUUUCUUUCCUUCGUUUUAAGAGAACUUACUCUCUUAAAUUGAAAGCUAAAAAUGAAAUGAAUGUUAGGUUGCAGAAGAUAUUGCAUAAUAGCAAUAAAAAGAUGAAAGGUGAUUUGGAAAAGGAAAUGCAAAAAGAAAAAAAAAAAAUGGAAGAUGAUCAAAAGAAACUGCUAAAAAAAAAAAAAGAAAUAGAAGUACAGGAAAAGGGAGUUCUAAGACGUAAGGAAGAGUGGGAAGAGAUAAAGCUAAAAGAAAAGCAUGGGUAUGAUAAGAGUAUCCUAAAACAUUUGGAAGAGCGGGAAAAGCGAAUUCUAAAAAGAGGCGAAGAUUGGAAAAAGAGAACGCUAAAAGAAAAAAUUAAGUUGGAUAAGAAAAUGCGAAAAAAUAAGGAAGAGGGGGAAAAGAGAAUGCUAGAAAUAAUUGAAAAGUUUGAAAAGGAAAUGCUAAAAUAA
Plasmodium gallinaceum is the source of this 708-nucleotide messenger RNA. RefSeq names its product fam-i protein. NCBI's taxonomy places the organism in Eukaryota, Apicomplexa, Aconoidasida, Haemosporida, Plasmodiidae. The transcript is spliced from 2 exons. The record is from RefSeq and is a predicted model, not a curated record. Bases 1 to 708 code for a protein of 235 amino acids.